This is a messenger RNA of Letharia columbiana, 1014 nucleotides long. RefSeq lists its product as uncharacterized. The coding region runs from base 1 to 1014 and encodes 337 amino acids. The record is from RefSeq and is a predicted model, not a curated record. The transcript is spliced from 4 exons. Gene Ontology annotation, biological process: endoplasmic reticulum to Golgi vesicle-mediated transport. Lineage: Eukaryota; Fungi; Ascomycota; Lecanoromycetes; Lecanorales; Parmeliaceae. Gene Ontology annotation, cellular component: membrane; trans-Golgi network.
AUGACACCGAGCUCUUCUCCAGGACUCCGCCCUUUCAUCCGCAAGCAAGCGUUGAAUCUGACACAAGCUUUAGGGAACCAACUAUAUGGUCGCAGCUGCGAUAUUUUUUUGCCGAUGGCCAUGAUGGCAAGUGCAUCGUCGGGCAAUGCCUAUGAGAACUACGACCACACCGAGAUCGAGCAGGAUCUCAUAGAUCCAGACGAUGCAGCGAACAUUAACGAUCUUGAGGAUCCUCUGCAGUCGAACUCUGAUCGAGCGCCAUUGACGGGCAACAUCCUAUCAUCGUCCUCCCGCAAUCCUCUAUCCCAAUCAUACCUCAACUCAUCGAUUCCAGGCGAGGAUAGGCGCGUACCUACAAACACCAUUGAUGAGUCUGUAUGGGAAACAUUGUCCCGGGACCUGCUGGCUGUAUGGGAAAAAAUGAGACAGGUUCUUUGGCCUAAGUAUCUGCUAGGAGGAAUGCUACAGAGAGGUGGAGGCAUCGGAGGCGCAGAAAGGGGUGAGGGAGACAGCCUUGCAGGAGGCUUCAGGGGUGUUGCUGGAAGGUGGCCAGACGCAGAUGUGGUACUCCAAGGUGGCAUGUCUGAAGGCUUAAGGGACUGGGAUCUUUGGGGCCCGUUGAUCUUUUGCCUGCUUCUGAGCUUGCUGCUGUCGAUGACCGCAUCAAGUAAACAGAAAACAACUGUCUUCUCUGGGGUUUUCGCGCUGGUCUGGAUUGGUGAGGCUGUGGUAACUACGCAAAUCAAACUUUUAGGAGGAAACAUCUCUUUCUUCCAAUCGAUAUGCAUCAUCGGCUACACGCUCUUUCCACUGGUCAUUGCGGCGAUGCUGAGUGCUCUCCAUCUCCCAAGUAUAGCACGCGUUCCUGUGUAUAUCGUGCUUAUCGCGUGGUCAUUAGCUGCUGGUGUCAGCAUUCUUGGGGGCUCGGGAGUGGUGAAGAAUCGGGUGGGAAUUGCAGUAUACCCCCUGUUCGUGUUCUAUGUUGGGCUAGGGUGCUUGUGCUUUAUCAGUUGA